UUAUGAUGCGCGCAUGCGCAGAUCAUAUUCCUCCCGAGCAAGACCAGCACUGUGGUACUGAGCAGAGUCUUGCUAUGAGUGCCAAAGCAGACCUGGAUGUCCUGCCACAUGAUGCAGAUGUCCCAUCUGAAAGCAGCGUCUCUCACGCUUCCAAUGACAGUUCCUCUCAUCGGCUGAAACCCCAGGAUACUACCACAAUAAUUUUUCCAGCUUCUGCUCACUCAUUGCCAAAAGUGGAGCUGCCUCAAAAUGCAAUCAAGGCGAUUAAAGGCAGUGAACUGGAGGCUGCAUCACUUCCUGCUCAGGUUGGAGGGACCAUUGUCCAUGUUCUGGGCUGGAAGGAGGGAAUGGCGAUCCUCCCUGGAAGCAAUCUGAAGCUAUGUGUUAGUGAUACUGGUUCGCUGGAAGUGGUCAGUGAAGGGAAAAUAGGCUCUGCUAACCUGACCACCGGAGGAGCUCAGACAAAAUCAGCUGAUAUGGAGCUCAAACAGGGUGAAAAAUCAGGCAUCUCGGCAGGUGGGAAUGGCAGGCCGGCUGCCUUUGUGGAGGCUGACAGACUUCAGAGAGGACAUAUGGAAGCUCAAGAAAAUCCAGUUCAUAGCAAGUGCAGUGAGACAUCGACCAAACAGACUUACCUACAUGGAGAACCAAUGUCUAAAAAUCCUGCAGGGAUUGCAGAAGCACAGGAUGCCUAUCAUGAGCAUGAAAUGCUGAAGCCCAUGAAGAAGAGGAAGAGGAGGGAAUACAACAGCCCAUCAGAAGAGGAGUCUGAUGCUGGACCAAUGGAGGAAAAAGUUGAGGCUUUAAAAAUUGAUGGCAGACACAACAAAGCAGAGACUAAACUGGAGUUGUGGUCCUGGCCACAGUACCUAGAGCAACAGAAAGCUGUGGCUGCUCCAGCUAGACUCUUCCAGGAGACCCAAAGGGUACCCAUGAUUAAGAACAACUUCCGACAGGGUAUGAAGUUAGAAGGCAUUGAUCCCCAGCAUCCCUCUAUGUAUUUCGUCCUGACGGUGGCUGAGGUGUGUGGCUUCAGAUUACGCCUUCAUUUUGAUGGCUAUUCUGACUGCCAUGACUUCUGGGUCAAUGCUAACUGCCCUGAUAUUCACCCAGCUGGAUGGUGUGAGAGCACAGGACACAAGCUAUACACUCCAAAAGGAUGUAAAGAAGAAGAGUUUUCUUGGUCCAACUACCUAAAAAUCACCAGAUCACAAGCGGCACCGAAAGAGUUGUUUUCUAGCUCAAUCAAAUCUGAGACAGACUGUGGGUUUGAGGUGGGGAUGAAGUUGGAGGCUGUCGACCGCAUGAAUCCCUCUCUCAUCUGUGUUGCCACAGUAACAGACAAAGUGGGCAACCGUUUUCUGGUUCAUUUUGAUAACUGGGAUGACACGUAUGACUACUGGUGUGAUGCCAGCAGCCCAUACAUUCAUCCCACUGGCUGGUGUCAAGAGAGGGGCCUCCCCCUGACGCCUCCGCAGGAUUAUCCUGACCCCGACAGGUUCUCAUGGGAGAGAUAUUUGGAAGAGACGGGCUCAACGGCAGUCGCUGCUGAAGCAUUCAGAGUGCGUCCUUCCCAUAGCUUCCAGGUGCAGAUGAAGUUGGAGGCCGUGGAUAAGAGGUGUCCGGGGCUGAUCCGUGUGGCUACGGUGCAGGAGGUGGACAUUUACAGAAUAAAGAUUCAUUUUGAUGGUUGGAGCCACUUGUAUGAUGAGUGGAUGGAUUCAGACCAUCCAGACAUCCACCCUGCAGGCUGGUGUGAAAUCACAGGACACCCGCUCAAACCUCCACCCUGCCAACCCACUGCCCAGAAACCUGGUCCCAGGGAGAACCUGACAGCCCGACAGCCCAACUUCUCCAUGUCUUGUAAAAGUCUGCCUCAGCCACGCAACACCUCCAAAUACAGCUUUCACCACAGAAAGUGCCCUACUCCGGGAUGUGACGGGUCAGGUCACGUGACCGGGCGUUUUACAGCACAUCACUGUUUAUCUGGCUGUCCGCUGGCUGAGAGGAACCAGGGCCGGCUCAAGGCGGAUCUCUCUGAUACAGAAGGAUCCAGACGUAACCUGCUGGUCUUCGGCCAGAGAGCAAAAAAGUCACGAUAUCAUGGCAGGAUUGGUCGCCCCCCUAAAUAUCGUAAAAGUCAGCAAAGAAAUUGUCAGAAUAUGACUGUGGAAGGAAUGUACCCUUCUCUCUUCAUGACAGCGUUUACUGCAAACUCUGAUCGAACCCUCUCUCUCUGCUGGGAGCAGCACUGCAAACUACUGCCUGGUGUUGCAGGAAUUCAUGCAAGUCAAGUAGCUACCUGGACUAUAGAGGAGGUGUUUGGAUUUGUUAAUAACCUUAUUGGUUGUGAGGAGCAGGCCCGAAUUUUUAAAGAUGAAAUGAUCGAUGGAGAGGCCUUCCUCCUUCUGACUCAAAAUGAUAUUGUGAAGAUCAUGAAUAUAAAGCUAGGACCAGCGCUGAAGAUUCACAACGCCAUUUUAAUGUUCAAAAGCACAGAUGAAGGCCUGAAGUGAACAAUUAAUCUUCAAGCUCCUCAUGCCGUAACGAUCCAUUCAGAAUCCGACAUCUAUCACGUGUUUGGUGUUUAACGUCUGAACCCACCAGAGAGAGAGAGAGAAAACCAGGACUCAAGAGCAGGAUGAACUAUACACAAGAGUACAGCCUAGCUGAGCUUUGAUGCUGCUUUAUUUCAAAAGCGAAAUGACACGUUCUGAUAAAGAACAACUUGAUCUGAAACCACCGUGCAGGAUUUUUCAGAUAGGUUUUUUUUUGUAUUUGGAGUGUUAACUGAAAUCUACAAUUGUUCUCAGUAUGUUGUGGUGACACAAGUGAAAUUGGUGCAGAGAAAUAUCAGGGCAGAUUUCAGUUGAUUGGUGCUACUAUCCCCUUUAUUAGAACCCUGAUGUUGUUUAUGCACUUUACAUGAGGAGCCACUAGAGGGAGCUGUCCUUUAGACAGUGAGCAAUCUGAGCCAACUAAAUCCAUUGUUUGGGGACCUUUAACAAUAUUUGCCCUCAGUAACAAAGUGCUACUGACAUUGUGGUGUUAAAUGAGAUUAUAGUUUCAAAUGAGCUAUUUUACGGAGUUUGGAUUGUAAUGUCAGUGUUGUUAUUUUUGUAUGAAUGGAAAACCCAGAGGGGUAAAUAGUAACCAAGGCAGGUAUUUAGGUGAUCUAUGUUUCUCUCUCUGAUGGGAAAUUUUAAUAAUGUACAGUUAAGUAACUAUGUUGUUCAGUUCAUCAACAUGAAUAAAUGUUUAAUUCAA
Molecule: messenger RNA, 3267 nt
Organism: Ctenopharyngodon idella (grass carp)
Lineage: Eukaryota; Metazoa; Chordata; Actinopteri; Cypriniformes; Xenocyprididae
Gene: l3mbtl1
Product: L3MBTL histone methyl-lysine binding protein 1
Exons: 22
Coding region: 3-2516 (837 amino acids)
Biological process (GO): regulation of DNA-templated transcription
Cellular component (GO): nucleus
Molecular function (GO): protein binding; zinc ion binding
Source: RefSeq, a predicted model, not a curated record